CUGUACUGACAGCAUUUAAAGGACUCUGCAUGUGUAGGUAGUAUCACAAUGGAAUUUUCUUGUGGAUUUGUUUAUGUGCCGCCAGCAGUGAGUCAAAAGAACGGCCAACAAUCCAAUGUCAUCAAGCGCUCAGAAGGAGAAAUUCCUUUCAGAUACUUUGCUUUUCUCGGAUAAAGCCAUCUGCCACCUGAGUCACAUUUUCUUCACAGCACAAAGCUCUUCUCCCUCCUGUAAACCGGAUGCGUCCUCGCAGUCCUCCCCCUCCUCCUCCAACAAACUCUGCCGAGGCCAAAUCACCGAAACCCCUCCGACCUCUUCUAAAGGUUAUUGAGCAGUUGGAAAAGAUCAAGGAUGUGAAGAAGGCUGUGAAGUCUACUGUUUUCUAUGAAAAUGAAGAAUUUCACAAUAAACCAGAAGCAUCUCCAACACCUCCUCGUAGAACAGCUCUUCUUCCACCACACAUGAAACCAUCAUCCACCAGACACUCCCCUCCGUACAGCCAGCCGUUCGACUCCUCCAGCACUAACAGUCAGGCAUUUACCUACGACCUCCCAAAAGAUGAGCCAGAUUCAAACGCAAGUCUCUGGGACCCAAACUACUCGUACACCACCCCUGAAGGCACGGGGGGCGAGGUGAAGCCGCCCACUGAUACUAACAACGGGUCAACCAAGGCACUAGUCCCGCCACUUCCUCCGAGGCCUUCAUUCAUGAAGUCAUUGCCGUUGUACUUAGUGCUGCUACCCACCUUUCAAUCAUCUCCCUCAUCACCUCAGAAAACAGACUCGCCGCUUAUCCCAUCACCUAAAGCAGACAAGAGUCCUCUUUCGGGAAAUCCUAACGUGCUUCUUGUCAGUUUAGGGAAAUUACUGUCUGAAGAAAGAGGGCAGAUCACACAAGGGGAACCCACCUCCUGCUCACAGUGUGGCUCUGUGUUGGACUCAGGCCAUAGAAACUUAUAUUUAUUUCAGGUAAAGGACUGUUACUUCUGUGGGUCUUGGGAGCCACAGUGUCCUCUAACUGGUCACCGGGACGGCCUGUUUUCUCUCUGUCCUGAUGAAAAGCCCCUGGGUGCCGCUGACCCUCUGCUGCUCCUCUGCAUCGACAUCUCAGGCUCCAUGAGCAUCACCGCCGAGGUGUCAGAGGGAGAGAAUGUGGUCCAUAAAUCCCGUCUUCAAUUUGUCCAGGAGGCCGUGCUGCAGUGUGUUCAGAGACUGAGUGAACAGCAGCCUGGCAUGAGAGUGGGACUCAUCACCUUCAACUAUCAGGUGACGAUGCAUGGAAACGAGAUUUUCACGUCACACUCUCUGAGCAAUGCAGAGUUGAUUGACUGCAACUUCCUGAAAGAGGCUGCAGCCAGUUUCCCCACGCCUCCUCCUCUCUCUCAGACCAGGGAAUACUUACAGAAACAAGUUAUGGGACUAUCUGAAGGCGGGACAACGGCUCUGGGUCCAGCUGCUCUCCUCUCCAUCGCAAUAGCCUCCAGACAGCCAGGGUCCAAGGUGAUUAUCUGUACAGAUGGGAAGGCCAACACAGAGCUGGGGAACCUGGAGGUCGAGGAUCUUGACGCUCGCACCCUCCUCUCAUCCACCAUCUUCUACCAGGAGCUGGGGCUCUACGCUGCCAAUCAGGGUGUGACCGUGUCUGUGCUGUCCAUCGAGGGAACAGACUGUCGGCUGGAUGAGCUGGGCCGACUGGCUGAUCGCACCGGAGGGACAGUGGUGAUAGCCAGCCCCAACAAGCUGCACUCAGAGUUCGAACACAUUAUCGAGAACAAGACGAUAGCUACACACUGCACCGUCACAUUACUGCUGCCACAAUCACUGCCCAUAAGAGGAGAGAGGGAGGCCGGACAAAAAGUGACCCGAGAGGUGGGGAACGUGGAUCCAGACACAGAGAUCACCUUCCAGUUUGGAGCCAGCGAACAGGACACAGAGGUGUUGGCGCCGGCCUCUGGCAGCCAUGUUUCCAUCCAGCUGCAGAUCAGGUACCGUCAGAGGAGAGGACGGACGAUGCUCAGAGUGAUCACUGCAGACCGAGAGGUUACUGAUGACAGCUCGGCCGCCCUGUCCUCCCUCUCUCUGGCCAUCAUUCAGCUCAACUCGUCUCAGGCCAGUGCCGCUCUGGCUGUCAGAGGACGCUUCCUGGAUGCCAGGAGGGAAGGAGAGCUGCAGAGGAAGCUGAUCGAGAGAGCCAUAGAGCACAAUAGCAGUGCAGAGGACCAUCAAACAUACCAAGAAUGGGUUAAAACCAUGGAGCCUAUAUACAACAACAUACAUAACUUCACAAGGAGAAAAUCAGUUGUUUCCGACUCACAGUCUCUAACAGACGCUGGUGCAGCACUUCUAUACACCAUGAAGCACAGCAACAGGAAGUCCAUCUCGCGGAAGAAUGAACAUAAAUUCUAGCCAACAGUCAGACUCCACCUUUCAUCUCGCUGGAAGCAACUCGAGUCAACUCAUGAAUGGAAAGGAUUGCAGUUUGACUCUGACUGACUGAUCUGGCUGAAUGAAGAUCCCUGGAAUAUUUCACAAUAUAAAUAAUGUAAUACAGCGUAUCAACAUAAAACACGGUCAUAAAGAGACUCAUUUCUCAGAGUGAGACUUCAAAAGAUUUCUUUCAGCGUUGUUUCAAAACUGCUGAUGCAGUGCAGUGCUCAUGGGUGUAAAUUAACCACCAACCAAAACACGAUCAGCAGCUGACACUAUGUCAGCAAAAACACAGCACACAACUAAUAAACCUCCAACAGUUAGUGUAGUUUUAAUUAUGAGAAUGUAAUUGUAAUGAAUGUAGUUUUUGGCACCAGACUUGGCAAAGCAAAAGAACAUUUAAUCAUACAUUAUUGUUGUUUAAAUAUAUGCUCUGAAUAAGGUUAAGAAAAGGCAUCAAUGCAGUGAGCAUAUGUUUAUAUAAUUUAUAUAUUUCAAAGAAAAAACGGGUCAAUAAAAAAAGUGUUAGUGAGCAAUGGAGAGCAUACAGGAUCAGAUGCCUUAGCCUUAACAGCGGUAAAAUGUAACUAAAUACAUUUACUCAAGUCCUGUUCUUUAAUACCAUGUUUAGGAUACUUCUAUUUCAAUUGUAUGGUUCUUUAUACUUCUUAUUACACUACCUUUUGGAGAAAUCUAUUUAUUAACUUAUGAGUUACAGAUUUGCACCUUUUUAGGCUACAAUAUUGAAGUCAUGUAAAUAUUAUUUUAUCACUGAAUAUUAUUACAUAACAUAGAUAUACAUGAUUCUGAAAUGGGCCAUUAAUGAGCACUUUCUUUAAUGCAUGUUUUUAAUGCAUACUUUAAGGUAUUUGGAAGCAAAAACAAACUACUUCUGAAAUUGUGAUAACAUAUUUGAGACAGAUCAUGUCCCUUUCAAUCUGGUUUACUGUACAUAAUACAGUUUAAGACAUGUUUUGUUUUAUCGGGAUCUGAGUAUGUUCUGUAAGUUCAAACAGAACCUUAUGAAGGCUCAAAAUGUUAUAAUUUCGCUGCAUGGUGAAAUACGUUUAUUGAUGGGAUGUAGGUCGCAGAGCAGGAACACAAAGGAAACACGGAUGCAUGUUAAUUUUAGCAUUCAGAAAUGUCACAGCAAAUGGACAGAUUGCACAUAUGGAUUGAAGUGUUGCUUAAUGUACUUCCAGGUACCUAAGGUGUCAUUAAUGGAAAUAAAGAGUGUAGCAAGAGCUCACCUUCUAUAGCUGCAGCCGCUAAUGGAAAACUACGCUUUUGCUUUUAAAAGGUGCAUGAAAUGUCAGCGUCUUCAGUAAAUGUGUUCUUUUAAUCUUUGUAUAUGUGGUAUAAAAACCGACUUUCUUCUUUUUUUUUAA
This is a messenger RNA of Gymnodraco acuticeps, 3814 nucleotides long. RefSeq names its product circularly permutated Ras protein 1-like. Lineage: Eukaryota; Metazoa; Chordata; Actinopteri; Perciformes; Bathydraconidae. Gene Ontology annotation, biological process: COPII-coated vesicle cargo loading; intracellular protein transport; endoplasmic reticulum to Golgi vesicle-mediated transport. The transcript has 22 exons. Gene Ontology annotation, molecular function: SNARE binding; zinc ion binding. The record is from RefSeq and is a predicted model, not a curated record. Gene Ontology annotation, cellular component: COPII vesicle coat; endoplasmic reticulum exit site. The coding region runs from base 240 to 2405 and encodes 721 amino acids.